Molecule: messenger RNA, 2791 nt
Organism: Thalassophryne amazonica
Lineage: Eukaryota; Metazoa; Chordata; Actinopteri; Batrachoidiformes; Batrachoididae
Product: disintegrin and metalloproteinase domain-containing protein 11-like
Exons: 26
Coding region: 345-2690 (781 amino acids)
Biological process (GO): proteolysis
Molecular function (GO): metalloendopeptidase activity
Source: RefSeq, a predicted model, not a curated record
UGCAGCUUUUUGCGGAGCAAUACGUCCGCGGUGCGCACUUUCUCCUGCCACUGUUUCCUAACACCGGCACUGAUCAGUGUCCAGGCCCGCUGUAUGAGCACCACACAGGCCUGGGCUACAUGAUUCAGUUUUCACCAUCUGAUGCAGAUCGUCAGUUGCGGUGCUGGUCGGAGCGCGCGCAGAGCGCAGAGAUGAGAGGACGCGCGCCAUCAGCUGUUUAGCGCCUUCGCUUUGGAUCCUCGCCAUCAUUUUGCGCUUUUUGAUCCCCUUUCCUCCUCUCGGCCGGCCGGGUUCGUGACGUUUUGUGGCUGUAAUGCAGUAAUCCGGGGGAAUAUGUGAAGAUAAUGCUGGUGGUGCGGUGCUUCAUGGUCUUUGCUGCAGUGGGCGAGAGGCUGACGGCGUCAGGUGGGGUUACGAGCCCGGUGCAGAAUGGAGACAUGUGGGACUGGUUUACUCCAGCAGACCAGCCGGACAGCAGGGAUGCUACAACCGAGCUCACCUAUCCAAAGCAGCUGGUGCAGCAGACCAAGUCAGAGGAGGAAAUGGCUCAUGACCAUUUGGAUACUAGAGUGAAGAACAUCACCGGGGACGUCUUGCCACUGCACUUGGCCCAGACCUGCUUCCUUGUCGAGGCCUUUGGACGCACCUUUACCCUGGAGCUGGAGCUGAACCAUCACCUCCUGUCUUCUGAAUAUGUGGAACGGCACUUUAACCAACACAGCAAACCGUCACAGUCCCUGGGAGGGGAGCAUUGCUACUACCAGGGAAGGUUAAGAGGUUUACCAGAGUCCUGGGCAGCUCUCUCCACCUGCCACGGUCUGUGUGGCAUGUUUUCCGAUGGCCUCUUCACUUACGGCAUUGAGCCAUUCCACAAUGACAGCAAUCAGGGUGAUGGUGCACAUUUAAUCCAUAAAAUGCCUGAUUUCAGACUUUCUCCUCACUGUCCAGACUGUUCAGAGGACAGUGAGUGGGAGAGCAGAGGAGGUGAUGGUGAUGACAACAGGAUAGACCAAAUGAGGGAGCAGCAGGUGUCAGAGGGGCUGAGGCGGUCCAAGAGAUUUGUUCGCAGGCCCUCUGUCCAGACUGAGACCAAAUACAUCGAGCUGAUGGUGGUCAACGACCACGACAUGUUUGUACAGUUGCGUCGCUCCAGCAGCCAAACCAAGAACUUUGCCAAAGCGGUGGUCAACAUGGCUGAUGCGAUCUACAAGGAACAGCUCAACACAAGGAUAGUGCUGGUUGCCAUGGAGACCUGGACCUCUAAAAAUAUGAUGCCAGUGGUGGUGGACCCCUUGAUGACGCUGAGGAAUUUCAUGAAGUACAGGAAGGAUGGCAUCAAAGAGCAAAGCGAUGUAGUCCACUUAUUCUCAGGGCGUAUAUUUGAAAGCAGCCGCAGUGGGACCGCCUACACAGGAGGAGUGUGUUCUCUAACCAGAGGAGGAGGUAUCAAUGAGUAUGGGAAUGUAGGUGCAAUGGCCAUCUCUUUGUGUCAGAGCCUUGGCCAGAACAUUGGGAUGAGGUGGAACAAUGCACGCAAUUCUGCAGGAGACUGCAGGUGCCCAGAUACCUGGCUGGGCUGCAUCAUGGAAGACACUGGAUACUAUCUGCCCAGAAAAUUUUCUCGCUGCAGUGUUGAUGAGUACACCCAGUUCUUGCUGCAGGGAGGCGGUAGCUGCCUCUUUAACAAGCCCAGCAAGCUGUUGGACCCCCCAGAGUGUGGGAACAGUUUUGUCGAGCCAGGAGAAGAGUGUGAUUGUGGAUCCCAGGUGGAGUGCGCCCGUAAUGGAGGAGCCUGCUGUAAAAAGUGCACACUUACCCAUGAUGCCAUGUGCAGCAAUGGACUCUGCUGCAGUGGCUGCAAGUAUGAGCAGAGAGGCGUGGUUUGCCGAGAUGCUGUAAACGACUGUGAUAUCCCAGAAACCUGCACUGGAGACUCCAGCCAGUGCCCACAUAAUGUCCACAAGCUGGAUGGCUACAUGUGUGAUAACAGUCAGGGACGCUGUUAUGGUGGACGAUGCAGGACUCGUGAUGGACAGUGCCGGGGACUCUGGGGUUUUAAUUCAGCCGACAGAUUUUGCUACGAAAAGUUGAACGCGGAAGGAACAGAAAAGGGCAAUUGUGGUACAGGUCCAGAUGGUCAGGGAUGGCUGCAGUGCAACAAACCGGAUGUACUCUGUGGGUUCCUUUUCUGUGCCAACAUGACGGUGAAGCCAAAGUUUGGAGACCUGCAGGGUGAAGUAACCAGCUUCACACUGUACCACCAGAACAAGUACUUAGACUGUCGAGGUGGCCACGCUCUGCUGGAGGAUGGUUCCGACCUGGGUUAUGUGGAGGAUGGAACGCCAUGUGGUCCCAACAUGAUGUGUUUGGAGCAACGGUGCCUCCCCGUGGCAGCCUUCAACCUCAGCACAUGUCCAGGGUCCAGUAUGGGACACAUCUGCUCCGAUCAUGGGACCUGCAGUAAUGAGGUGAAGUGCAUCUGCGACAGGGACUACACAGGGAAGGACUGCAGUGUCUUUGACCCCAUCCCUGAGCCUACGGUCCCUACGGGCCCAGAGAAGAAAGGUCCCAGUGGCACCAAUAUCAUAAUAGGGUCCAUCGCAGGUGCUAUUCUCCUGGCAGCUAUAGUCCUAGGGGGAACAGGAUGGGGAUUUAAAAACAUCCGAAGAGGAAGAUCUGGCGGAGGAUAAGGCACCACCUGUCUUGUCUUCAUGUCAUGUUCUGUCUUCCUCCUCACCCUGUCAUUUCCACAUCAGAGAAGAGGGGAACAAAAAGUCUUCCAUUCCUACCC